Molecule: messenger RNA, 697 nt
Organism: Fragaria vesca subsp. vesca
Lineage: Eukaryota; Viridiplantae; Streptophyta; Magnoliopsida; Rosales; Rosaceae
Product: cell number regulator 1-like
Exons: 4
Coding region: 72-638 (188 amino acids)
Source: RefSeq, a predicted model, not a curated record
AAACCUGAAUCACUACAUAGAUCAGCAGGCACUAAUUAAGUCGACUAGUAAGUUAAGUAGCUAGCCCAGAAAUGUAUCCCGCAGCUCCUGACCAUGAGAAAUAUGCAGGUCAUGAUCAUGAUCACCAUAUUCCAGCUGGUCAGGUUCCAGCUAUGAGUCCCCAUGGUGUACCAAGAGUAUAUGCUCCUCCAUACGUAGUCAAUACGGUGCGGUCUACUCGUCAUGUAGGAGGGGAGUGGUCGACUGGUCUUUGCCAUUGUUGUGAUGAUCCUGCAAACUGUCUGAUCACUUUCUUUUGCCCCUGCAUCACAUUCGGCCAGAUUGCUGAGAUAGUGGAGCAAGGUUCCUCAUCUUGUGCUCAACAAGGAACCUGUUAUGGGAUUCUUCUUGCAACUACUGGUCUAGCUUGCUUGUAUUCGUGUUUCUUUCGGUCGAGAUUGAGAGGUCAGUACGACUUGGAAGAAUCACCUUGUGUGGAUUGUCUAGUUCAUUUCUGCUGUGCUACUUGUGCACUUUGUCAAGAAUACAGAGAGCUCAAGAAUCGUGGUUUUGAUAUGGGAAUAGGUUGGGAAGCCAACAUGGAGAGACAGAGGCGAGGAGUUACUCAAGCUCCAGUGGCACCAGGCAUGACAAGAUAAAAGAGAUCGAAGAAGACGAGAAAAAUUAUGCAGAUCUACACUUGUUUGUAAUCUAUAUU